Molecule: messenger RNA, 2019 nt
Organism: Maudiozyma saulgeensis
Lineage: Eukaryota; Fungi; Ascomycota; Saccharomycetes; Saccharomycetales; Saccharomycetaceae
Source: the annotation of a GenBank genome assembly
AUGUUAUCUAGGAAUAUCGCUAUAAGCUGUAUAUUAAGUGUGGCCUUCUAUGUAGAAAUAGUUAAAUGUUUCUACUUACCAGGUGUUGCACCAAUGACGUUCCAAGAGGGAGACGAUAUUCCACUUUUGGUUAAUCAUUUAUCGCCAUCCAUGUAUUUUCAACAUCUGGAUGAAGAUGGUAAAACUUUUAAAGGUGAUAAAGAAAGAUAUUUAUACUCAUAUGAUUACUACUACGAAAAGUUCCAUUUCUGUAAACCUGAAAAGAUUGUUAGACAACCUGAAUCAUUAGGUUCUACCAUCUUUGGUGAUAGAAUUUACAAUUCUCCUUUCGAGAUAAAAAUGUUACAAGAUCAAGAAUGUACAUCUCUUUGUGGGAGCGUUAUUCCAGGUGAUGAUGCAAAAUUCAUUAACAAGUUGAUUAAGAAUGGUUUCUUCCAAAAUUGGUUAAUUGAUGGUUUACCAGCAGCUAAAGUAAUUCACGAUUCCAAGACUAAAUCCGAUUUUUAUGGUUCCGGAUUCGAAUUAGGUUUUGUUCAAGUUCUUCAAACUGUAGGAUCUGGUCAAGUUAAUACUGUCCCAAAGAAACCUUCAUCUAAUGAAGGUAUCGAAUUAGAGACUCGUGAGCCAAAGAAUGUUCAAACUCUACAAAAUAUCGAAGUGGCUUACUUCGUUAACCAUUUCGACAUUAAUAUUGAGUAUCAUGACCGUGGUGAAGGUAAUUACCGUGUUGUUGGUGUGACUGUUAGUCCAGCUUCUAUAGAUCGUUCUUCGCCUGAUUCCUGUUUAUCUUCCGGUAAAGCUUUGAUCCUAGAUGAAGAUAAAGAUAAUCAAGUAUAUUUCACCUAUUCUGUUAAAUUCAUUGCUUCAGAUACAGUAUGGGCUACAAGAUGGGAUAAAUAUCUUCAUACUUAUGAUCCAACUAUUCAAUGGUUUUCCUUAAUUAACUUCUCUGUUAUCGUUAUUUUAUUAUCUUCUGUCGUCAUUCAUUCCCUAUUGAAAGCUUUGAAGAGUGAUUUCGCUCGUUACAACGAAUUGAACUUAGAUGAUGAAUUCCAUGAAGAUGCAGGUUGGAAAUUAGGUCAUGGUGAUAUCUUUCGUAUUCCCCACAAAUCCAUGUUGUUAUCUAUCUUAGUAGGUUCUGGUACGCAACUAUUCGUCAUGAUUAUCACAACUAUUUUCUUUGCAGCAUUAGGUUUCCUGUCUCCAAGUUCAAGGGGUUCAUUGGCAACUGUCAUGUUUAUGUUAUACGCAUUAUUUGGUUUCGUUGGUUCCUAUACAUCUAUGGGUGUUUACAAAUUUUUCCAAGGUCCAUACUGGAAGGCAAAUAUGAUGUUGACUCCAAUUUUGGUGCCUGGUUUUAUCUUCAGCGUAAUCUUAUCCAUGAAUUUGGUCUUACUCUAUGUACAUUCAUCAGAUGUCAUUCCUGCUAGCACAUUAUUUUUCAUGGUAUUCUUAUGGAUCAUUUUCUCCUUGCCAUCCGCAGUUGCAGGUUCUUUAAUUGCACACAAGAAAUGUAAUUGGGAUGAGCAUCCAACAAAAACAAACCAAAUUGCAAGACAAAUUCCAUUUCAACCAUGGUAUUUGAAAACUAUUCCAGCCACAUUAAUUGCAGGUAUCUUCCCAUUCGGUUCCAUUGCCAUUGAACUAUAUUUCAUUUACUCCAGUUUAUGGUUUAACAAGAUUUUUUACAUGUUUGGGUUCUUAUUCUUUUCAUUCUUAUUAUUAACCCUUACAACUGCUCUAGUUACCAUCUUAAUCACUUACCAUUCUUUAUGUUUGGAAAAUUGGUUAUGGCAUUGGAGAAGUUUUAUCGUCGGUGGUGUUGGUUGCGCCAUUUACGUUUUCAUUCAUUCUAUCUUAUUCACUAAGUUUAAGCUUGGGGGUUUUACUACAGUUGUUCUGUAUGUCGGUUACUCUACGGUAAUUUCUGUCUUAUGUUGUAUCGUUACAGGUGCUAUUGGGUUCAUGAGUUCCAUGUUCUUCAUCAGAAAGAUCUACUCUUCCAUCAAGGUUGAUUAG